GGGAGACCCCGCGCCGGGCGCCGCUCAGGCCUCACGGUGACAUGGAUGAUGAGGACGGGCGGUGCCUGUUAGAUGUCAUCUGCGAUCCGCAGGCCCUGAACGAUUUCCUCCAUGGAUCCGAGAAGAUUGACAGUGACGAUCUCCUGGACAAUUCCGGCGAUGCCGCCAGUGCCUUUUUCGAGGGUGCUGGGCUCCACGGGCAGGAAACCACGGGCGGCAACCCGCUGAGCGCCGAACCGAGCCAACCGCCGGCCAGCGUGGACCUGGACUUCCUGGAGGAUGACAUCCUGGGCUCGCCGGGCCCGGGCGCCGGCGCGGGCGCCGAGCAACCGUGCGACAUCCUCCAGCAAAGCCUGCAGGAGGCCAACAUCACCGAGCAGACGUUGGAGGCCGAGGCCGAGCUGGACCUGGGCUCCUUCCAGCUGCCGGCGCUGCAGCCGGUGGUGCAGGCGGCCGACGGCACGCCCCAAAUCUUCUCCGGCGGCGCCGACCUCUUGGGCUUGCAACCUCCGGCCGUGCUGGCCCCGCAGGCUUUGGUGCAACCGCCGGACGUGGUCAACAAAGCCAUCAGCGUCCAGCCCUUCCUGCAGCAGGUGGGCUUGGGCAACGUCACCAUCCAACCCUUGCCAAACUUGCCCGGUUUGCCCAACGGUAGCCCCGGCGGCGCGUUGGGGUUGGGACCCAUCCAGGUGGUCGGUCAACAGGUGAUGGCCAUCAACCAACCGGCCGCGCCGCAGCUUCUGGCCAAACCGGCGCCGGUGGCGGCCGUGGGCGGGUACAUCGCCCAGCCCGAGGCGGCCGCGGCGCAGGGCGCGGGGCUGGUGAUCCAGAAGAGCCUCCCCGCCGUGGCCACCACCACGCUGAACGGCAGCUCGGUGUUCGGCGGGGUCUCGGCGGCGUCGGCGCAGCCGCUCACCGUCACCUCGGGGCUGGGCGGUUCUUUGGUGCCGGCGCCCAACGUCAUCAUCCACCGCACGCCCACGCCCAUCCAGCCCAAACCCGCCGGCGUGCUGCAGCAGAAGCUUUACCAGAUCACGCCGAAACCCUUCGCUCCCGGCGGCGCGCUGGCGCUGCCCGGCGAGGCUCCGGCUAAAGCUCAACAAAACUUGACUUUCAUGGCCGGCAAAGCCGCGCCCAACGUGGUGCUCCAGAGCUUCCCCCCCAACGUCUUCAAGCCGCCGCCGCCGCAGCCGCCGGCGUUGGGCAAGUCCAUGAGCGUGCACGUGCUCAACCAGGGCGGAUCCAUCGUCAUCCCGGCGCAGCCCUUCCAAGGCCAAAACCAAUUCCUGCUGCCGGGACAGCUCGCCGGCGCCUCGGCCGUGCCUCUCCCCCAGCCUCUCUCGGCGCUGCCGGCCAACGUCGGCGGCCAGCUGCUGCCGGGAGCCGGCCAAACUCACAUCAUCGCCGGCCAAGGCGCCGGCGCGCAGCUGCUGGCCAACCCCGCGCUGCCGGCGCAGCUGCUCAACCAAAACCUGGCCGGACAGCUCAACCUGGGCCCGGUGCUGGCGUCGCCGGGCGCGGCGGGCACGGCUCACAUCCUGUCGGCCGCUCCCAUCCAGCUGCAGCCGGGCCAGGUGGCGCCGCCGGCGCUGUUCCAAAUGCCGGUGUCUCUCGCCGGGCCGUUGCCCAGCCCCGGUUCGGCGACGGCGCCGGCGCCCACGGUGAUCCAAGGCGUGACUCUGGCCAGCCCGGUGGCCAUGCUCAACGCCGGGGAUGGUUUGGGAGCCGCCGUCAGCAUCCAGGCGGCCGCGGGCAGUCCCGGCGCCGGGGGCGGCUCCGGCGCCGAGCCCGGUUCCGGCGGCGCCGCGCAGGCGACGCCGGCGCCGUUGGGGGCCGGGAGCGCCCAGCCCAGCCCCGGCAUGGCCGCGAGUCCGGAGAAAAUCCUGCUGGGAACGGCGGCGCCGGUGCUGGGCCAGGAAACCGUGCCCAUGUUCCUGCAGCAGGUGCCCCAGGGGCUGCUCCUGCAGCCGAAGCCGCCCCCGUCCAGCCCGGCCCCGUUCCCGGCUCCGGCCGCUCCCGUCCUGGUUCCGGCGGCUCCGGGAGCGCCGGGCCCGGCCCUCGGAGGCGGCGCCGGGAGCGCGGCGGCCUCAGGUGGGUCCGACCUGCCCAGAGCCCCGAACGCCCCCGAUCCUGAGAGCCCAACGCCCCAAACCCCAGCAUCCCCCAGUUCCCGUUCCCAGUUCCCAUUCCCAUUCCCAGUUCCCAUUCCCAGUUCCCAUUCCCAGUUCCCAUUCCCAGUUCCCAUUCCCAGUUCCGUGCUGUUCCCUCCCCGGCCGACUCGAAGCCGUUCUCCAGCGCCGCCGUUCCCGUUCCCGUUCCCGGGAAAUCGGGGGCUCCCCUCCCCCCCCAGCAGCCAGGCCAGGUUUUCCCACGUUAAUUCCAUUUUUUGUACCCCCUUUAAUUCCUGUUUUUCCUCCUUUCGUUCCUGUUCUUUCCCCCUUUCAUUCCAUUUUUCCCACUUUAAUUCCCCUUUUCCCCCUUUAAUUCCACUCUUCCCUCACUUUUCCCCACUUUUCCCUGUUAAAUUUCACAGUUUUCCUGCUCUUCCCAAUUUUCCCAAUUCUCCCACUUUUUAUUUCCUGUUUCUUUCAAUUUUAUUUCCCCUUUCUUUCAUUUUUAUUUCCCAGUUUUUCAUUUUUAUUUCCCAGUUUUCUCCCUGUUUUUUUCACCUUUGGGGUGUCCCCGUCCUGUCCCCCCCCCCCGCCCCCCCCCCCCACCUUUCCCAGCCCUGGGAAUUUCCUGGGUUUUCCCAAUAUUUUUUCCCAAUUUUUUUCCCAAUUUUUUCCCGUUUUUUUCCGCAGGCGAAGCCGGGUGGGAUCAAGGCCCCCCCCCAGACCUCGGGGGGUGGGAAGGCCCCGCCCAUGCUGGAGCCGAAGCUGGCGCUGAAGAAGCCCCCGGUGCUGCAGCCCAGUAAGGAGGCCUGUCUCCUGGAGCAGCUGCACAAGCACCAGGGCUCCGUCCUGCACCCCGAGUUCCGGACCCCGUUCCGCUCCGUGGGGGACGCCCUGCGGCGCCUGCUGCCCUACCACGUGUACCAGGGGGUGCUGCCGGGGGACCCCGAGUGCCGGAGGGUGGACGAGGAGUUCGAGGCGGUGUCGGAGCAGCUCCUGCGCCGCACCCGGGCCAUGCUCAACAAAUACCGACUGCUGCUGCUGGAGGAGUCCCGGCGCUCCAGCCCCUCGGCAGAGAUGGUGAUGAUCGACCGGAUCUUCAUCCAGGAGGAGAAGACGGCGCUGGCGCUCGACCGGCAGCUGGCACGGGACCGGCCCGACGAAUACGUCUCCUCUUCCUCAUCCUCCUCCUCCUCAUCCUCCUGCUCCACCUCCUCCUCCCGCUCCCACCCCCUCCCCCCUUCCUCCUCCUCCUCCUCCUCCUCCUCCCUGCCCCUCCCCCAACCCUCCCCCGCCCCUCCCCCUCCCGCCCCUCCCCCUCCCGCCCCCCCCAAAUUGCUCAUCAAGCACGGGGGGGGCUCCCCGAGCGUCACCUGGCUGGGGGAGGGGCGCGACCCCCCCCGGGACCCCCCUCGGGAACUUCGGGGGGAUCCCCCAAACCCCCGGGGCGGGGAUUCCCGGGGGGAUUCCCGGGGGGAUUCCCGGGGGGAUGAGGACGCUCUCCCGUCCCGGUCCCGGAGCCGCCCCCCGAUGAAGACGUACGAGGCUCGGAGCCGCAUCGGCCUCAAGCUGAAGAUCAAGCAGGAGGCCGGGCUGAGCAAAGUGAUCCACAACACCGCGCUGGAUCCGCCGGGAAUCCCGCCGGGAAUCCCGCCGGCAACGGCGCAGCUCAACGGUUCCUUGGAGAAAAAACCUCCCCCCGCGUCGUCGUCGUCGUCGUCGUCGUCGUCGUCGUCGUCUCUUCCUCCCGCCGCUCCGUGCCGGCUGCCGCUGAGGAAGAGUUACCGGGAGAGCCCCGAGCGGCGGGAGCCGCCGCGCUCCGAGCGCCGCCCGGUGAUCGCGGCGCUGCGCCGGGAGCCGGCCCCGGGGAGCCGCGGGAAGGGACCCCCGGAGGAGGCGUCGGACGGCGAGGAGGAGGAGGAGGAGGAGGAGGAAGGAGGAGCGGCGAGCCGCGGCGGGCCCGGGUCGGAUCCGCCGCCGUGGGGCGGGAAGCGGCGGCGGGAGGAGGCGCUGGACGUGGACAACGCUUCCUUCUCCAGCGACAGCCCCCAGGACGAUUCGCUGAGCGAGCACCUGCAGAGCGCCAUCGACAGCAUCCUCAACCUGCAGCAGCCCCGCGUCCCGCCGGGAUCGGGAUCGGGAUCGGGAUCGGGAUCGGGAUCGGCGCCGGGAUCGGCCUCGCCCUUCCCGGUUCCCCCCCGGCGCCCCGAGCCCCUCCUGCCCCCCCCCAGCCACAACGGCGGCCUCGGAGCCGCCCGGACGUGCACGAGAUGACCCCGGGCAGGGAACGGCA
This is a messenger RNA of Cinclus cinclus, 4404 nucleotides long. It is a transcript of the gene BICRA, whose product is annotated as BRD4 interacting chromatin remodeling complex associated protein. Bases 42 to 4385 code for a protein of 1447 amino acids. Lineage: Eukaryota; Metazoa; Chordata; Aves; Passeriformes; Cinclidae. Gene Ontology annotation, cellular component: SWI/SNF complex. The record is from RefSeq and is a predicted model, not a curated record. The transcript has 14 exons. Gene Ontology annotation, biological process: positive regulation of DNA-templated transcription.